Carya illinoinensis is the source of this 1884-nucleotide messenger RNA. Its product is annotated as receptor-like protein EIX1. Bases 1 to 1884 code for a protein of 627 amino acids. The transcript is spliced from 9 exons. The record is from RefSeq and is a predicted model, not a curated record. Lineage: Eukaryota; Viridiplantae; Streptophyta; Magnoliopsida; Fagales; Juglandaceae. Gene Ontology annotation, molecular function: ATP binding; nucleic acid binding; protein kinase activity. Gene Ontology annotation, biological process: protein phosphorylation.
AUGCCUAAGGAUUUAGAUUACAGCGCCGUAUGUAGCCUCCCUCUAUUUAGCAGUGUUGACCAGCCUCCCUCUAUUGCAUCGCCGUAUGUAGCCUCCCGUAUGGACUGUUUGUACGUUGACAGACAUGUCGUCAAGCUUGACCUCAAAAAUCCAGUUCCUGUCUUUGACACAAGAACAAAUGAAGUUAGUAAAGCUUUCAAGAAAUCAUGCUUGGGGGAUAAGAUAAGCCCUUCUUUACUCGAAUUAAAGCUUUUGAGUUACCGAGACCUAAGCCUGAAUUAUUUUAAUGGAGACGAUAUUCCAACUUUUUUGGGUUCCCUUGAAAGUUUGAGGUAUCUUAACCUCUCGUUUUCAUCUUUUGGUGGAGUUAUUACUCCUCAUCUUGGUAAUCUAUCACGGCUCCAAUAUCUGGACCUCAAUUCACUUUCAUUCUUUGACAUCUUUUCAAGAUUGGAAGUCGAAAGCUUACACUGGCUUGCUGGUUUUCCUUCCCUUAAGUACCUUAGCAUGAGUCAUGUGGUAAACCUCUAUAAAGCAUCAGAUUGGCUACAGGCGGUUAAUGUGCUCCCUUCCUUAUCGGAGUUACACUUGGAUAAUUCCCUACUUGAAGGUCAGUUACCAUCUAGUUUGGGAAACUUGACCAACUUGCAUAUAUUGGAUUUAUCUGGUAACAAAUUUAUAGGAGAGAUACCGAGCUCAUUUGCCAACCUUUCCCAAUUGCAAACGUUUGAUCAAAAGUCCAACAACGAACUUUUCCUUUCCAAAAAUCAAAUGAAUGGAAGUAUUUCAGAAACCAUUGGGAAUCUAUCAAUGCUGGUUUCCUUGUACCUGGAUUACAAUUUUUGGGAAGCCAAUUACCUGUCAGGGGGAAUCCCUCCAUGUCUGGGGAACUUGAGUACUAGCAAUGAUGAUGAUCGUGAUUUUUCUCCUGAUUUUGGGGAAAUGUUCGUGGUUAUGAAAGGAGAAAUACCUGACAAUAUAACAAGCCUAUCAAAGUUUAUCAACAUGAAUUUGUCUGCGAAUCAAUUAAAUGGAAAAAUUCCUGAAAACAUUGGGAAUAUGCACGAUUUAGAAUCGCUUGAUCUCUCAAGAAGUGAGCUUUCUGGUCCAAUCCCCAAAAGUUUGUCUGCUUUGAACUUUUUAAGUCACUUGAAUUUGUCAUUCAACAACUUGUCGGGACAAGUGCCAUAUGGAAAACAGCUUCAAACACUGAAUGACCCAUCUAUUUAUGAAGGUAACUAUCUACUUUGUGGCCCUCCUCUUCCGAACAAGUGUCCAGGCUUUGAAACUGAACCUAGAGGAUCACCAGAUGGUCUACGAUUGUGCAGGCAUUUCGGCUUGCGGGAUAUAUUGGUCGAGUUGGACUCAACGGUUAUAGUUGGAUGGUUGGCAUCGGGGGUAUGCAAGUAUUGGUUUCUAUGGAAAUUUUGGGAGGAAGUUAAAGCUCUUGUUUCUGAACUCAAUGUCCGCUUUGGUCAUAUUUUUAGAGAAGCUAAUAUGGUCGCAGAUUUUUUAGCAAAGCAGGGGACUCAAUGGCUUGAGAAGCCUCGAUCUUCGAGAAAACAAAUUAUUUGGAAACCUAUCGGCAUGGAUAUGAGAAAGCUUAUGUGGAUAUACAUUGUUUUGAUGGCUAGCAAGAUGAAGAUACACAUUGUUUUGGAAUUUGUGACUGGUGGGGAGCUGUUCGACAAAAUUGCAAGUAACGGGCGGUUGAAGGAAGAUGAAGCUAGAAAGUAUUUUCCGCAAUUUAUUAAUGCUGUGGACUACUGUCAUAGCAAAGGUGUAUUUCAUAGAGACCUAAAGCCAGAGAAGCUACUGCUUGAUGCUAAUGGUGUUCUCAAAGUUUCAGAUUUUGGAUUGAGUGCGGUACCACAACAAGUUUGA